AUGAUGAAAAAGGCUCUUUUGAUCGCCAUUGAAUACCUACCAUCUUCAGAUAACGAGGAGAGACUUGACGAAGAUGUGGAGGAUCUUGACGAAGAUUUGGAAGGUGGGGAUCUGUUCAUGGGAUGUAUAAAUGAUGUGCUUGGAAUAGAAUCUCACCUACUAGAGGCCUGUGGCUUUCAACAGGAAAACAUUCAAAAGCUGAUUUCCUAUCCACCCACUCAUGAAGAGUUCCAAGAUGAAGCAAAACCCCCCACAUAUUCCAAUCUGCUAGAGGCCUUUGACUUCAUGCAUAAGGAAGGAAAUGAAAGCGACAUUUUUUAUUUUCACUUCUCAGGCCCUUCCUGUAAGAUUUACCAAGAAGCGGUGGGGGGAUAUCCUAAGAGAGACAAAGGACUCCGAAUACUGGAUGACAGUGAACAGAAAUCUUAUAUUUACGAGUCAGAGCUUGUCUUCAUCUUCAAAAAGCUCGCGGAAAAGGGCAUUGAUUGUUGCGUGACUAUCGACUCGUGCGAUAACGGGGACAUUGAAACCUCGCCCAAUUUUCGUGGCUCGAGACUAAGCAACUGCCAGCUCGCUGGAAUGCUAGAUCAUUUUAGUCUUGAGGGGAACUAUCAGAAUGCCCGGCUCCAAAACCAGGAUUCGCCAUUAAGCCAUACAGUGCUGUCUUUGAAGUCCGGGCAGGGUCAGUCUGCAAAGUCCGUCUACGACGCCUCUUUGAAGAAACAUUUUGGGUUUCUCACUGCUUUCCUUCUUUUAAUAAUAAAGAGAAGUACCACACCGUUGACUUGGGAUGAAAUUGUCUGGGAAAUAGGGUUGGAGACAGGUGAUAGAAACCCGACUGUGAGGAGCUCUGGAUCAACAGAUCGGCUUUUUCUCUGUGGCCAAAAGGAGCAGAUGACAUACUCGCUGCUGCGGUUCUCAGGGACUCUCGAUGUACUUGGCAAGAAGCCGACAAAGCUCAUCAUCGAGGGAGGGGAAGUUCAUGGGCUCUUUAUAGGAGCAAUGGGAUGUUUUACUCCAUUGAGGAGGGAAGUGCGAGAAAAGGGAAUCAGUGGAAGCACUACAUUGUUUUUCAAAAUUGUCAAUGUGAACCAGCUUUUUAGCCACGCGGAGCUCAAUGACGCAUCGGUCACUAUUGAAAUGGGUAAGUAG
Penicillium verhagenii is the source of this 1152-nucleotide messenger RNA. RefSeq lists its product as uncharacterized. The transcript has a single exon. The coding region runs from base 1 to 1152 and encodes 383 amino acids. NCBI's taxonomy places the organism in Eukaryota, Fungi, Ascomycota, Eurotiomycetes, Eurotiales, Aspergillaceae. The record is from RefSeq and is a predicted model, not a curated record.